GUCCUUUAACAAGCGAGAACAGAGCCGGGGAGGAAAACGGAGCGACGGAGGACGGACGGACGGAGACACAGGAGAGGAAAGUGACGGGCAAGUGCUCUUCCUUCCCUCGCACCUCCAGGACCCCGACGAACGCCGAGGAAUCCAUUGUGAGGCACUCUCAGUCUGCCCCCAAAUCCAGGAUUCAGGGUGUUCUUCAUGGAAGUCGCAAAUCCCGCUUCUUUACGCGGAUCGCACGCUUGGCAUCCUAAUAUUCUUCACUUUUUCUUCUGGAGUUGAGGGUUUUUAAGACUUCAAUUUUUUUUUUCACGAAACAGGGAUUCAGGGUUUUGCGCUGCAAGUUCUUGGCUUUCUUUCGCAUAAUCGACCGAGGGGUAAAUUGCUUAGCUUUUUAAUCGAUCUGCUUGUGUAUAGGCAUUUCUACUUCUUUUUCUCCUUUUUUUUAGAAAAAGAGGAGGAGCCCCGGCCUACUUCUUUUUCUCCUUUAUUCUGGCGAUUAAUGGUUUUUACAUGCCGUGGUAAUUAUUAUUUUUACCAAGAUUGGCUCUACCUCUCAAGAUGCUGUAUGUUCUUAACCCUGCAUUAUGCCAUCAUAAUUACAUUUUUUUGUGCCUACUGUGCUUAUUAAUCAGUAGUGUUUUAUAUGAUGAUGUGCUACCUUUCCCUGAGAUGCACUAUGAUUUAAUCUUACUUGCAAAGGAGGGGAGAAGAGGAAGGGACAGAUCUAUGGGCAACUGCAAGAGUUCAUCUCGUGCACUCCUACGAAAGGCCCAUGUUGUUCCGGAUUCAGAAUGGAGGAUUCAGGACUUUGGAAAGACGCAUGUUCCAGAUUUAGAAUGGAGGAUUAAUGACUUCUCAUCGCUGCUUGAGACAAGAGCUGAGUCAGCAAGAUCUGACACUUUUCACUGCUCUGGGUAUAACUGGAACCUGGAAGUGAGUCCAAUGCAUAAAGAAGCUGGUUCGGAAACACCAUAUGUUGCUCUUCGUCUUGUGGCAUCCCGACUAAGCAUGGUGCCUGGUCACAUGGUGCAUGUGGUGUUCGAGUUGUCAAUAUACAACCAUUCAAAAGGAAUGUACUGUGGAUGCAAAGCUAGCUACAACUUUCAUUUCAAGAAUACCUACUCCAAGGAGCAUUGCUUGAUUCCUCUUCAGGAGCUACUGAAACCAUCUGCUUUUCUAGUUGAUGAUAGCUGUGUCUUCGGUGUGGAGAUAUUAAAAAUUGAUGUCUCUUCUACUGAAAAGAAGGCUGUUGUGGUUCAGAAGAAGGCUACCACAGUUCAGAACCUCUUUGUCCAGAAGAAGGGGUUCAUCAAAGGGACAUACACUUGGAACAUGAAUAAUUUCCUUGAACUGGACUUGGAUCACUUUGUCCGUUCUCCUGCAUUUGAAGUUGGCGGGCAUAAAUGGUAUGUUCAGAUGUAUCCUUGUGGUAAAAGGUACAGCACUGAUUGCCUCAGCUUGUACUUAUACCUGGAUGCCUCGGAUGAGCUCCAUCUCGAGUCCAAGAAGGUGGUUGUAAUGACUGUGUCCAUCCUGGACCGAAAGAAUGGGAUACACUUCACUAGAACUUCAGGUCUCUUGGUGUUUACGGGUGGACACGGCUGGGGAUGGGCUAAUUUCCUUGAACUCAAGAAACUCAAGGACCCGUCGGGAGGCUAUGUUGUAGAAUCGAGCUGCGUUGUGAAGGCAGAUCUCACUAUCAUUGGUUUAUCCAAUGAUAGUUAGAUGUUUAUCUCAUGGCCUAAUGAAGAGAUAAUGCCCUUACAUCCUACUUAUAACUAGACUUAUAUUUGAGAUAAUGUUGUGGUAGCACUACUAAAAACUUGUGGGAUGAUUAGUAGUAAUGAGCUGGGUUUGAGAAGUGAGAUGAUUUCACGCAUAUAUUUCUAGAUAUAUGUAUCGAACAGAAUUAUUUCAUCGGAAGUACUUCUAUAUGCAUGGAUGAUGCAACUA
Molecule: messenger RNA, 1950 nt
Organism: Aegilops tauschii subsp. strangulata
Lineage: Eukaryota; Viridiplantae; Streptophyta; Magnoliopsida; Poales; Poaceae
Molecular function (GO): protein binding
Source: RefSeq, a predicted model, not a curated record